Molecule: messenger RNA, 1482 nt
Organism: Fusarium vanettenii 77-13-4
Lineage: Eukaryota; Fungi; Ascomycota; Sordariomycetes; Hypocreales; Nectriaceae
Exons: 1
Coding region: 1-1482 (493 amino acids)
Molecular function (GO): ATP binding; metal ion binding
Source: RefSeq, a predicted model, not a curated record
AUGUUCCUUCGUCCCAAAGACCAAACCGGUCUCUGUUAUGAAGCUGUUCUCAUCGAAGAGGUGGACGCCAGGAUAAAGUUCCAAUGGCUUCUCAAAGAUCAACCCCAGCAAAAGACGCUGGCUUUGGUCGAUGGCCACCUCAACUUGGAGUCUUAUCUUGGCCUCUACAGCUCUGCAAAGGCACUUGGAGCCAAGGUGGUGCUUCUAGAUCGGAAAGAUCAUUGGAUCACUGAUCCCGCUUUCCAUCACUUGUACGAUGACUACAUCGCCAUCGACAUGACACCAGAUGAAGAGUUCCAUGUGCGAAUUGCCGAGGCUGUCAAGGCAUAUGGACAUGUUGACGGCAUCUGCGGUAUCGCCACAUACUCCCUCCCUCCUGUGGCCAAGGCGGCAACUCUGUUAGGCUUGCCUACUGAACCACCAGAGGCAAUUACCAUGGCAAACGACAAGUACCAGACAAGGCUCCUCGACCAGGACCCUGUCCUUUCGGCCAUGGUUGACAGAGUGUCUGAUCUUGAGGAGUGCAUCAAGGACAAGUCUUUCGUGCCCGAGUAUCCCCUCAUCGUCAAGCCAACCUUUGGGACAGGGUCCGCCCAUGUUCACAAAGUUGACGAUGAAGCAGCCCUGCUAGAGGCAGUACGUCGCAUCACAGAAGUCGCCAAGAGAAAGGCUCUGAUCGAGACGUAUGUCGAGGGGCCAGAAGUGGAUGCCAACUUUGUUCUUGUGGAUGGAGAGAUUCUCUUUUUCGAAAUGAAUGACGACUUUCCAACCGCCGGAGACCAGGGGGAUAUUGACAGCGACUUUUGGGAGACCAUCAACGCUUUCCCAACUGUUCUUCCACCCGAUGAGUUCGCGCUCUUGCGUGACGAGAUGCAUCGCCUGUUGCUUGCCAUGGGUCUCAAGACUGGAGUCUUUCAUCUUGAGGCCAAGGUACAGAAUUCGUCUUCCGAGUACAGGCUUAAAGACAGUGUCUACGACUUGUGCCCGAAAGAAGGCUCUGUGAAGAACUCCCCAAAGCGAUGCUUCACCAUUGAGGUCAACCCUCGACCACCGGGAAUGGCCAACUGCUACGGGUCGGGUGCAACCUACGGCGUCAACUUUUAUGACAUCCAUGUUUUGCGGAUGCUGGGAGAUACUGAGCGAAUUCGGGCGCUGUCGAAGCCGUUUGAGCCUCACUCAACCAUUCCAUACAAUGCGAGGAUAUGGUCCGACCUGUUUUGGCUCAGAGCCGACAAGGGCGGCAUCUGUGCCACGGACACGGUCUGUAGUGAGACGCUAGAGAAGUUGUCACCAGAGGAUCGGGCACUCAUUACUAGAUCUUGCUGCUUCUAUCGACGCGGAGAGCGCAUACCAGACCCGACGGAUGGAGUGGUGAGACUUGGAGGUUUCUUCUUUCUCUCGUCUCGUAAAAGUAGGACAGAUAUUUUGCGUGCGACAGCUGGUUUGGUCAAGUACAACUCGAUUCCGGUUACCACAAGCUAG